GCUGUGAUUGUGUGUUGUGUGAUGUCAAUAUUUGCGUUGCAAAUUGCAAAGCUGUUCUAAUUCUUCUUUCUGAUUUAUAUCGUUUAAUUUAGUUUUCAUCAAUAAUAAACCAAACACCAUGAAAUCUCGUGAAAUGUAAUUACUAUAUUUCUAGUUAUAGUUCUUAAUAAGUUUCAAAACAUAACCUAUAAGUGGUAGACGCAGUUUCUGAAAUGUUUUCUAUUUGUCGGCAAACGCACCCGGCCACCGGUAUUGAGCACGCUGUAAGCUGUUGCUUUUUCAAUAAUGACGAGACAUGCUUGGUCACCGCUGGCGCUAACAUCAUUAAAGUCUUCAGAUUGCUCCCAGAAGGACACACCAAAGAGGUCAAUGCCGCUGGGCAGCCAAUACCACCUAAAAUGAAGCUAGAGUGUCUGGCAACAUACACACUAUGGGGCAAUGUGAUGUCUAUGGCGUCUGUGCGAUAUCCCAGCACCGGUCGAGACCUACUUCUGGUGUCUUUCAAGGAAGCCAAGUUGUCUGUGCUGCAGUACGAUCCACAGACUAAUAAUCUCAUAACUUUAAGUAUGCAUUAUUUUGAAGAAGAUGACAUGAAGGGUGGUUGGACCACACAUCCUCACAUACCCUGGAUCAGAGUAGAUCCGGAGUUCCGGUGUGCCGUUAUGUUGCUGUAUGGGAAGAAAUUAGCCGUUCUGCCGUUUAGGAAAGACAUCACUUCUGAGGAAGGAGACCCUUUAGAAGCUAAACCUUUGGAUAGUAAGAAAAAUCAACCCGCUCAACCGAUAGCCCGUGCGCCUACACUGGCAUCCUACGUGAUAAUCCUCAAAGACCUAGACGAGAAGAUAGACAACAUACUGGACAUACAGUUCCUGCAUGGAUAUUAUGAGCCGACAUUGUUGCUGCUGUAUGAACCCGUCAGGACUUUUGCUGGCCGCACGGCGGUCCGCAACGACACGUGCGCGAUGGCGGGCGUGUCGCUGAACACGAGCGCGCGCGUGCACCCCGUCAUCUGGUGCACCGCCGGCCUGCCCUUCGACUGUCUGCACGCCGUCGCCGUGCCCCGUCCGCUGGGUGGCUGUUUGAUAAUGGCGGUUAAUUCUCUAAUAUAUUUGAAUCAGUCUGUGCCUCCGUACGGAGUCUCCCUGAACAGUAUAGCUACACACACCACUAAUUUCCCAUUACGUAUCCAAGAAGGCGUAUGCAUAACGCUAGAUGGCGCGUGUGUGGCGCCGCUGGGUGAAGGUCGUUUCGCGUUGUCCCUGAGGGGGGGGCAGCUGUACGUCAUCACGCUGCUGUCGGACUCGCUGCGCACCGUCAGAAGCUUCCAUUUAGACCGGGCGGCGGCCUCUGUACUUACCACUUGUAUGUGCGUGAUAGAAGAAGACUUCCUAUUUUUGGGCUCUCGUCUCGGUAACUCUCUGUUACUGCGAGUGACAGAGAGGGAGAAUAGAAUGCUGUUCUCUGUGGAUAAACCGCUUGAAGCUACUGUGGAUCUCACUGUAUCCGAUUCAGAUGGCAACAGGGAAAUAGUGUCGCAAGCCAAAGAGCCGCAAGCGCAGAAAGAAUCUGACCCCGCAGCUAAAAAACGUCGCCUCGAUACCAUCAGCGACUGUGUGGCCUCUAAUGUUAUAGAGAUUAGUGAUAAAGACGAACUGGAAGUCUAUGGUUCGGAUAUUAGGACUUCUACACAGCUCACUAGCUAUGUCUUUGAGGUGUGUGACUCCCUCCUAAACAUCUGUCCGAUCGGCGACGUGUCCAUGGGGGAGCCACAGUUGUUGUCGGAAGACCACAUCCGGCUCGAAGGACCAGUGCUGGAGUUGGUGGCUUGCAGCGGCCGCGGGAAGAAUGGGGCCCUGACCGUGCUGCAGAGGACUGUUAGACCUCAGCUCAUUACUGCUCAUAACUUGCCUGGCUGCAUAGACAUGUGGACGGUGAUGGGCGAGGCGGGCGAGGCCGCGCGCGACGCACUGCGCGACGUGGACGGUGAGCACGCCUACCUGCUGCUGUCGCAGGAGGACUCCACCAUGGUCCUCCAAACCGGACAAGAAAUCAACGAGGUUGACAAUUCAGGAUUUAUGACGUCAGCGCCAACCAUUUUUGCGGGAAAUCUCGGCAACAACAAAUAUAUGGUCCAAGUCACCACUACUACCAUCCGGCUUGUUAAAAAUGGCGCCCAACUCCAAUCAAUGCAGUUAGAAUUCACCGCCAUGUAUGCAGCCGCAGCAGAUCCAUAUCUCUGCGUUGUUUCCACUUGCGGAAGGGUGCUUGUGUUAGCUCUACGAGAGUUUAGAGGCACUGGCAAUGCUAUGACAGCUCGUUUAGCGCCCACAAGACAAUCGGUGUCGUCGCGUCCGCCGCUAGUUCGAGCGACCCCUUACAGAGACCUCAGUGGGCUUUUUACCUCUGCUGAUAUUGAAAAUGUUCAGGUUAAAGGUGAGUUCACCGGCAAGAUGAAAGGCAAGAAGAACGUAAAAGCCGAGGGUUUCCAGCCGGGAGCCGUUUACGAACUGAAUGACGACGAUGAGCUACUCUAUGGCGGCGAUCAGAUGACCCCCGCGUCUAUGGCCAGUAUAAUGUUAGCAGAACAAUCCAAAAACCCGGGUGUGCCGCGUCGCGUGUCACGAUGGUGGAAGAAGUACCUAACAGAAGUGAAGCCCACAUAUUGGCUGUUUGUGGUGAGAAGUAACGGCAAUCUGGAGCUGUAUUCGUUGCCGGAAAUGAAGCUUAGUUUCCUGGUCAGAGACGUCUGUGCUGGCCAUAGGAUCCUAGCGGACAGUUUAGAAUCGGUCCCCAUAAUAACGAACCCGGUUGACGACGAAGAGCUGUCGAAGGAUAUCCACAACUCUGAAGUUGACAAACUGAAGGAGUUGUUGGUGGUGGGGGUUGGUCACAAGGCUAGCAGAGUGAUCAUGUUGAUGCGCUGCGACGACCAACUCAUGAUAUACCAGGCUUACAAAUACCCUCGUGGUAACCUGAAAAUGCGUUUCUCGCGGAUCCACACGUCGUUUCCGUUCGGUUAUCUGAGCGAGACGCCGGCAUACGACGGCGACAGCUAUGAAGCGGCCGCGUUGAGAGAAAACGUAAGACAACUGCGGUAUUUUGGUAACGUAGGCGGUUACAACGGCGUAUUUAUCUGCGGCCGCACGCCGUACAUGUUACUGCUGGCCGGCAGAGGGGAGCUACGAUUGCAGCCGCUGGCUCCGGAACAAGCGCCUGUGUCCAGCUUCGCUUCGUUCAACAACACCAACUGUCCCCAGGGUUUCCUCUACUUCAAUGCUAAGUCCGAACUUCGAAUCUCAGCGUUACCUACCCACCUGUCAUACGACGCCCCGUGGCCCGUGCGCAAGGUUCCACUGCGAAUGACGCCGCAUUUUGUUACAUUCCACCUGGAGUCCAAGACUUAUUGUCUCGUCGCUUCUGUUAGCAACCCGUCGCAGACCUAUUACAAGUUUAACGGGGAAGAUAAGGAGAAAUCUACUGAAAAUAAAGGAGAUAGGUUCCCGUACCCUCACGUGGAGCGGUUCUCGGUGAUGCUGUUCUCGCCGGUGUCGUGGGAGGUGAUCCCCGGCUCCCGCAUUGAGCUGGACGAGUGGGAACACGUCACCUGUCUCAAGAACGUCUCCUUGUCCUACGAGGGCACCAGAUCCGGUCUCCGAGGGUACAUAGCGUUAGGAACAAAUUAUAAUUAUAGUGAAGAUAUAACCUCAAGAGGAAGGAUAAUAAUCUACGACAUCAUAGACGUGGUGCCGGAGCCCGGACAGCCGCUGACCAAGAACCGCUUCAAGGAGCUCUACGCCAAGGAGCAGAAGGGACCCGUCACCGCGCUCACGCAGGUGCUGGGCUAUCUCGUCUCCGCCGUGGGACAGAAGAUCUACAUCUGGCAGCUGAAGGACAAGGAGCUGGUGGGCGUGGCAUUCAUCGACACGCAGAUCUACGUGCACCGCGUGCUGGCGGUGAAGACGCUGCUGCUGGUGGCGGACGUGUACAAGUCAGUGUCGCUGCUGCGCUACCAGCCCGCGCACCGCACGCUGUCGCUCGUCUCCAAGGACUUCCGCGCCGCCAUGGUGUACGACAUGGAGUUCAUGGUGGACAACACGAGCCUGGGGUUCCUGGUGAGCGAGGCGGACGGCAACCUCGUGCAGUUCAUGUACCAGCCGCAGGCCAGGGAGAGCUACGGAGGUCAGCGUUUGAUCCGCAAGUGCGACUACCACCUGGGGCAGCAGGUGCAUGCAAUGUUCCGCAUCGCCGCCAGGCACCAGCAAAACCGCCACGUCACUAUGUUCACGACAUUGGACGGCGGCGUGGGCUACGUGGUGCCGCUAAGCGAGAAGACGUACAGGCGACUAUUGAUGUUGCAGAACGUGAUGAACAACUAUUGUUGUCACGUGGCCGGGCUCAACCCGCGCGCUUACAGGACAUACAAGAGCGCGCGGAGGACGGCGGGCGGAGGCCCGGCGCGGGGGGUGCUGGACGGGGACCUCGUGGCGCUCUACGGCUCCAUGCCCAACCACGAGAAGCUGGACAUUGCCAAAAAGAUCGGAACCAAGGUUGAAGAGAUAACAGCAGAUCUCUACGAGAUAGACAGACUGACGGCUCAUUUUUAGUGUUUGUACAUAUAGUAAUAAAGUAUUACCUAUUU
Molecule: messenger RNA, 4639 nt
Organism: Plodia interpunctella (Indianmeal moth)
Lineage: Eukaryota; Metazoa; Arthropoda; Insecta; Lepidoptera; Pyralidae
Gene: CPSF1
Product: Cleavage and polyadenylation specificity factor 160
Exons: 29
Coding region: 213-4604 (1463 amino acids)
Cellular component (GO): mRNA cleavage and polyadenylation specificity factor complex; nucleus
Molecular function (GO): nucleic acid binding; protein binding
Source: RefSeq, a predicted model, not a curated record